AUAACAUAACACAUAAGAGAAUUCCGAAAUGAAUUUAUCGUUUGCUGGUUGUGGCUUCCUUGGUAUUUACCACGUUGGUGUGGCGGCAUGCUUCAAGAAAUACGCUCCACACUUGCUCUUGGAUAAGAUUAGUGGUGCAUCGGCUGGUGCUAUCGCGGCUUGUUGUCUUCUUUGUGACUUAAACCUCGUGUUUCAAUUUCUGUUGCAGUUUCUUCCUGAUGAUGCUCAUAUUCGUGUAAGUGGAAAACUUCAUGUUUCCUUAACAAGAGUUUAUGAUGGAAAAAAUGUAAUUGUUUCACAAUUCUCUUCUAGAGAAGAUGUAUUGCAGGCAUUAUUGGCCAGUACAUUUAUUCCAAUAUUCUCUGGUCUUUUACCACCGCGAUUUCACGGUAUUAGAUAUAUGGAUGGUGGUUUUAGUGAUAAUCUUCCUACACUUGAUGAAAAUACUAUCACUAUUAGUCCCUUUUGUGGUGAAAGUGACAUUUGCCCUAGAGAUGUUUCCUCCCAACUUUUCCAUGUCAAUUUUUCAAAUACGAGUAUUGAGCUUUCAAGACAAAAUAUAUACAGGUUUGCAAGAAUACUUUUCCCACCUAAUCCAGAGAUACUUUCAAGUAUGUGUCAACAAGGAUUCUAUGAUGCAUUAAGAUUUCUCAAGCGUAAUAAUUUACUUAGCUGUACUCGAUGUCUGGCAGUUCAAUCCACAUUUGUUGUCUCAGAAACCCUUGAUGACAACAUGGUUUAUGAUCCUGAAUGUGUGGAAUGCAAAAUGCAUAGACAGUAUAUAGAUAUAACUAUAUUUCAAGAUGCCAUUGAUUCUGCUGAUAAAGGCUUAAUUAAUUGGUUAUUUAAACAUCGAAGUGUGAAACUUCUCUCACUACUUAGUUUACCAUGCACAUUGCCAGCAGAUGUAGUGUAUGCAACUUUUACAAAUCUGAUUGGUAACAAGAUAGAAAGUCGUACCUUGGAAUAUAAAGUAAUUGGCAAUAUUGUUCCUACACCUCCACAGAUGAUUUCUUGUACUAAACACACGAUAUCUUCUCGAUUUAUUUUGAAUGUUCCUAAAUUACGAAGAAAUCUGUUAGAACUAAGAACAUUCUUCUUGGACCAAAUAAGUAUGUUAUUUCCCAAAAUUAAUGUGUACUAUCAGCAAGUGCCACAAACUAUUAAAUGUCAGUUAGCCAUUACAGAAUAUGGAUCAAAUAUAUACGAUAUGGAAGCUGCAGAAAAGACUGAUAAUUUAUAUAAAAAUAAAAAAAAUUUAAAUUUAACUUUACAAUACAAUGAAUUGCAACCAUGGAAGGAUCAUAGUAAUGUAUCAAAUUGUGUUAUAAAUAUGUCUGAUCUUUCAACUGUUGAGGAUACUUUUGACAAUAUUCUACAAGUAACUUCUGAUCAAGAAGCUGUGAUGGCAUAUUAUUACAUGGACGAUAAUAAUAAGGUGCAAGUGACUGAGAUAUUUGACGUUACAGACUCAGAAUCGCAUGCAAUGUUAUCCAUAGAAGAAGUUGAAAAUAAUGCAAAUUUACAAUUUGAUGAAUGGGAUCAACCUACGUGGUUAUCUGACCACAUAUUGAAUAAUGCUACUGAAUCUUUAUACAGUGAUGCAAAUCAACAAAGUAUGGAAAAUCUAUCAGAAAUAUCACUAGAAGAUGAUAUGGUAGGGGCUUUAAAUACUUCUUCUGAUCCAGAGAGUGAAUGGGAAAUAAACAAAGAUCUACAAACAAUAAAAAUUUCCGAUUCAUCAAAUUCUCGACUAGAAAUGGAUAAUAAAUGCAUUAUUAAGGAUUUAAAGUAA
Messenger RNA from Habropoda laboriosa, 1795 nucleotides. RefSeq names its product patatin-like phospholipase domain-containing protein 3 (gene bmm). Gene Ontology annotation, biological process: triglyceride catabolic process; lipid homeostasis. NCBI's taxonomy places the organism in Eukaryota, Metazoa, Arthropoda, Insecta, Hymenoptera, Apidae. Gene Ontology annotation, cellular component: lipid droplet; cytoplasm; membrane. Gene Ontology annotation, molecular function: triacylglycerol lipase activity. The record is from RefSeq and is a predicted model, not a curated record.